This is a messenger RNA of Cuscuta europaea, 4563 nucleotides long. Lineage: Eukaryota; Viridiplantae; Streptophyta; Magnoliopsida; Solanales; Convolvulaceae. The record is from the annotation of a GenBank genome assembly.
AGUCCGACCAUUCUCUACGUGUCCGGCUAACUAGUGCUACCAAAAUGCAGACAUAGAGGGAGAGACCCCUCUCAACAUUUUGGAACAGUUAAAGUCUACCUGCGUGCCCCUCUCAACAUGAAGAAGAUGAAUGGCGUUCGCGGGCACUUUUUCAUGAAGAGUCUGGCAUGGAGAUCAUUCUCAGUUUCUCACCUGGUAACGUCCAUUUACCUAUCCCUCACUUUCCCCUCUUUAAUUUAUCAUGUAGUUUUCAUGAUGUUGCUGCUGUGCCAAAUAUUCAAGAUUCAUACUCUCAACUCAGUAAAUCCAAGUUUGCAAGUAUUAUUCAGCUUGACGAUGCAAUUUGUUUGUACCGUCACAUGGUUACAAUGAGACCCCUUCCUCCCAUCGUGAAAUUCAACCAACUCUUGACUGCUGUUGUCAAGAUGGGUUGUUACCACGAGGCUGUCUCUCUAUUUCGAAAUAUUUUUGUUUCUGGCAUUCUGAUAAAUGAGAGCACACUGAACAUUUCUGCCAAUUCCCUUGUCCGUUUGCACAAAGUAGAUUUGGCAUUUGCUGUUUUAGGAAUCCAUUUGAAGUUGGGCCUGGUACCUGGUGUGAUUUUGUUCAGCACCUUACUGAAAGGAUUUUUUCUGCAACAUAGGGUUCAAGAUGCGGUUUGGUUGUUCCAGAAGGUAUUGAAUGAGAAGGUGUGUGAGGUGAAUGAAGUUACAUUAUCAAUAUUGAUUGAUGGCCUCUGCAAGGCAGGACACACUGCAAAGGCUGUUAAGCUGCUUCACUUAUUUGACGAGAAGGGAAGCUGCAACUGCAAGCCAGAUAUAUUUGCAUAUAGCGCCGUUAUUGACUCGUUGUGUAAGGAUAAAAUGGUGGACGAUGCUCUCCGCCUGCUAGAGAAGAUGAUGGAAAAGGGAAUUCCUCCGAAUAUCGUGACAUAUUGUUCACUUAUUGAUGGGCUCUGCAAAUUCAGUCGAUGGGGAGAGGUCGAAGAGUUACUGAAAACAAUGAUCGACUAUAGAGUUCCUCUCGAUACCUAUACAUACAACAUUCUAGUUGUUGGGUUUUGCAGGGAAGGAUGGGUUGCCAAAGCUGCAAAACUCAUAGAUAGGAUGAUUCAAGAAGGUGUGGAUCCUGAUGUAAUCACAUAUAAUGCUUUGAUGGAUGAAUACUGCUCAUGCGGAAAACUGAGCAGUGCAUUCAAACUCCUACAGACCAUGAUAGAUAGGGGAUGUGACCCUGAUAUUCGGACUUUUAGCAUUUUGAUAAAUGGAUGUUACAAGAGCGGGUGUUCAUAUAAGGCCGUACAAUUAUUUGGAAAAUUACAAAGUGAAGGUUUAAAGCCCACAGUUGUCACCUACAACACUAUGUUAAUGUGUUUGUUUCACGAUGGGAGAUGUGAUGAUGCUGAGAAUCUUUUUAAGGAGAUGGUGGGAAAUCGAGAACAUCCAGAUCUCACCACCUACAACAUUCUUCUAGAUGGAUUUUGUAAGAAUCAUCGCGUACUUCAAUCACUUUCUUUACUACAGAUGAUGGAAGUUGGUAGUCCUAUCCCCAAUUUAAUAAGCUACAAUAUUGUUAUCAACGGACUAUGGAAUGAUGGGAAGGAAAGGAGUGCAAUAAAACUAUUUAAUGCCCUUCCCUCUAAAGGACUUCUGCCAGAUAAGUAUACUUACAAUAGUAUGAUCAUUGGACUUUGCCGAAAAGGCUUUCUAGAAGAUGCUAGAGAUAUGGUCAAGAAAAUGGAGAAAAAUGGUUAUAUGGCUAAUAGUGUUGUUUACAAUGUAUUGAUUCGUGGGAUACUGAAAGAGAAAGGGUAUGGUGAAGCUGUAUUACUUUUGGAAGAGAUGCAAAGACUUGGACUCUCACCUGACAAUAACACCUGUGAGAUUGUACUGAAGACCAUCUUGCAAAAAGGAUCGGAUUCUGCUCUGCUUCAUAUGCUACUGAAUAAAAAGGGAAAUUGUUAAAGUAUUAGUUCUAAUUUAUCUUACUGUUAGCUAAACCUAUUAGUGUUCAUGUACAUUUCGAUACAUCCAUCUUGUUUGACAAAAUUUAUCAACUUAUAGGCACAUUUAUGUUGGGAUGUAUCGGACUGGUAUAUAUGUGUGCGAUUAAGUUAACUACUUUGAGGUCGUAUGGCUUUCACAUUAGAAGUAAUUAUAUGCAUAACUUAUUGUGGAAUUUGCUGUGAAAGUUAUUUUUGUUUUUGUUUUUCAGGGGGAUUGGACUUGGGACACAGUAUGCUAAUCUUUUACUUUUUAUUCCAAGUGAACCAAUUUUUAGCAGCAGCUAUGCAAACUAGUUUAGUUGUUUGUUAAAUAUUCUUAUACUACACGUUAGGAGAGUUGCUAGUAUUUAUCUCAUUCAUUGACUUUAGCAUGAAUAGUAUUUAUAUAAUCCAGGGGGUGGGAUUUUCCUGUGUUUGUAAUUCUUGCUAUGCUUAAUGAUAUCAUUUGUUUCUACACGAAGUUUAGUUGUAUUCUGAUAUUAGCUAUAUGGGGAUUAGUCAUUCAAAGUUGGACAUUUUACCUCUUCAAGAAAAGUUGCACAAUGAAUAUAAUUAUAUUGACUGGGAAUAAUAGUAAAUAGGGUGAUGCAAAUAUCACUUGAAACAAUUUGUUGCAAAAAGUAUAACAAAAUAUGCCUGAACUGUGAAAGUGCAAGUGCAUAGGCAGAGACUCAGAGAGAGGUGAGCUAUGCCAUCCUCCUACAACUUCACCGGUUUUCAUGAUGUUUCUGCUGUGCCGAAAAUUCAAGACACAUGUUCUCAACUUAAAUUGUCCCUUAAAGACUGACAUGCUACUGGAGGUUGUAUAAUGCAUAAUAUCUGUGGUCAGAUAAUCUUUGCACUGCAUAUUCACUUUAAAGCCAAGACAGUAUUAGAGGCAGAUCGAAUUGGAGGUUAUUCUUCAUGCUAUUUCUUGGGCUAUCAAUGCAGGCUACUCUAACUUUGAAAGUCACUUUUAAUGGAUCAUUUGACCACGUGAAUAUUGAUUCUACCAGUGUCCAGAACCUGGAGAUAAUUGAGCCAAUGCACACUAGCCUUUUGGGGACAAACAAUAAGAAGAGAAGCCUAUUCCAAGUGCUUAAUACAACCAGAACAUUUGGAGGGUAUGCCAACUGCCUGACAAAUGAUUUAUUUUGCAUUUCGUUGUUUUAUGGCGUAUGUUGGUCUGGUCCUUUCUCAAAUUGUGCACAUUUGGAAGCUCUUUAACUGUGUUUCCCUGCUUAGGACAUAUUAGGAUAUUCACAUCUUUCUUUAUUAAAGCUAAUUUUUAUAUCAACUUAAUCCUCCAUGGCUCCAUGAGAUAUUUAACCACAGAGAGGCGAAAACACAUAGCAACAGACUACAGAGUAGUGCUUAUGCUAGCUUAUGUGCAACAUGAAAGAACUAACUAGCUCUAUCAUGCCUAUUGCUAGGAAGUAUUUUCGAGCAAAAUGUAAAAAUUUAUUAUGUGGUUUCUUAAUUUCAUACUUCCUCAAUAUGUAGAAACUACAUAAAAAUUUAUUAUAUAGUUUCUCAAUAAAAAUUUAUUAUGUAGUUUUUGUCAAAUACCUGUUUGACCGAGGGAGUAAAAGGCAUUGUCAAUUUUUUGUAUUGACAAAAACAAUGUAUGGGUAUCAUAUCUAAGGAGCAUAGUUGUUAGAGACCCGGACACUACAAAUAAUUAGAGUCUUAUCAAGUUAUUUUAAUAUUGGUCAAUAAUAGGGUUUUAGGCCUUACAACUAAAUAGAAGUGGCCUGGCCCAUUAGAAAUAGAAUAAAUAAGGGUGAGUGGUGAGUAGAUGAGAACAGCCAGAACUUGGGAUCGGGACUGGGAUAUUGGGAGUGAGAGACCACUCGAAGAGUCUCAAACCUUUUCUAUCGUUACUUUUUCUGUAUUCCCACACUAAAUCUUCAUUAAUAUACUACUACUUUCUACUUGGAUUCUUCCGUUACCUAUCAAUAGUCAUUGAUAGUUUAGCAUCUAAUGAUUCUUUUUGGGCAUUACAUAGGCUGUCCAGGAAUUAUAUCAUCAUCUGAUAUAAUUAGACAGGUAGCACAUACUCCUUGACCUUCUCUAUCACUAGUAGCCCCGGAUUCGGUAAUCGGUCCUACAAAAAAUCUAUUGGUGUUUAAUGAUAGCUCUGUGUUAGUAAUAACCGAUGCAGAUUUUGAGGGAUAUGAUCCCAACCAAUCGCUAGUGGCUGCAAGAAAUCACAUAUGGUAUGAUAUCAGUAUGGUUUUGUGGUUUUGAAUGUUUGGCGUUGGCAACUUUAUCCAGAGUUUCUUGUCUUUGGCUCCAUUGCCAACAUCAUUUGAAGAUCCCAAAGCUAAGGCCUUCCCAGUGAUCAAUUGCGGGGCUUCGGCUUUAUGUAUCAAUUAGUAUUUGUAAAUCUUCAUUGUAUUUCAUAGUUGCAACUGGCACAUAUCUUCUAUUGUUAAUCAUGUUCUGCUAGCAUCAUUCUUGUCUGAUUCUCAUUUAUGAAGCACGAAUUUGAACUGGAAUAGGAAUUGCUGUAGCAUUUCUACCAAACCACGACUUACUCCCAAGUUAUACACCAUGUAUCAUUAUCAUAUAUUACA